Messenger RNA from Rubroshorea leprosula, 590 nucleotides. The record is from the annotation of a GenBank genome assembly. Lineage: Eukaryota; Viridiplantae; Streptophyta; Magnoliopsida; Malvales; Dipterocarpaceae.
CAAAUCUCCCUUUACAUUAAUCUUCAAAAACAAAAGAUUGAGAUCUAGGAUCGUCUUAGUUAGAAUAUUUUGAAUUGGAUUUUUCUCUAGAUUUCGAAAUCAUGAACACUCGUUGUGCUGCUUGCAAGUAUUUGAGAAGGAGGUGCCCUUCGGAUUGCAUUUUCUCCCCCUAUUUUCCUCCUCAUGAUCCUCAAAGAUUUGCUUCCAUCCAUAGAAUCUAUGGUGCCAGCAAUGUUGCAAGAAUGCUACAGCAACUUCCUGUAAAUCAACGGGCGGCUACAGUGGAUUGCUUGUACUAUGAGGCACAGUGUCGAGUUCAAGAUCCUGUUUGCGGCUGUGUCGGGGUUAUAUCACUUUUAUACCAAGAGAUACACAAUGCAGAAACUAAGCUUGCCAAGACAAAGGCUCAGAUUGCCUUGUUUGUUGACUCUAACAGUGCACGAGAGGAUUUUGAAGUUGAAUCCGAUUUGAACGUUUUAUUGCAUGAGGAAGGGAAUGAAUUUGCCCACCUUGGGCCUUCCAAUCAAGUUUCUUUUGGAUUUACCUAGGACAUAUUAUUUCAUUCUAGAAAAUAAAUUUAGAUGUUUUUA